Messenger RNA from Didymella exigua CBS 183.55, 7944 nucleotides. Its product is annotated as ketoacyl-synt-domain-containing protein. The transcript has a single exon. Bases 124 to 7530 code for a protein of 2468 amino acids. Gene Ontology annotation, biological process: secondary metabolite biosynthetic process; fatty acid biosynthetic process. The record is from RefSeq and is a predicted model, not a curated record. NCBI's taxonomy places the organism in Eukaryota, Fungi, Ascomycota, Dothideomycetes, Pleosporales, Didymellaceae. Gene Ontology annotation, molecular function: phosphopantetheine binding; 3-oxoacyl-[acyl-carrier-protein] synthase activity; fatty acid synthase activity.
CUGUUGUGUCACUGUUAAGCGCUCUUUUCGGUUAUCUUUUUGUUUUGUUGCUGUUUCAAGAACAGCAGAACGGCCAUUUUUCUAUGCCCCCAAUAGUCUAUUCUUUCGCGCACAAUUCUCAACAUGGCAGCCGUGAAAGAGCCCAUCGCCAUCAUAGGCUCGGCAUGCCGGUUUCCAGGCGGCGCCUCAUCCCCCUCGAAGCUAUGGGACCUGCUGAAAGAACCACGGGAUGUAUUGACCGAUAUUCCCGAAGACAGGCUGGUCCUCUCCAAUUUUUACAACAAAGAUGGGAGCUUCCACGGCAGUACAAACGUCAAGAAUAAGUCUUACCUUCUUUCAGAGGAUAUCAGUGCAUUUGAUGCCCCCUUCUUCCAGAUCAACGCUCUGGAAGCAGAGGGCAUGGAUCCCGCACAGCGCAUCCUCCUUGAAACCGUGUACGAGGCCAUGGAGGCCGCGGGUUCGGUAGAGGACGUCCGCGGCUCGCAAGCCUCUGUAUACGUGGGGCUCAUGACGGCAGACUGGUGGGACCUCCAAAUGCGAGAUACCGAAAUUUUGCCAACAUAUGCCGCAACGGGAACAGCCCGGAGCAUUAUCGCUAACCGUAUCUCGUAUAUUUUUGACCUGAAGGGACCGUCCAUGACCAUUGACACGGCAUGCUCAAGCUCCUUGGUUGCUCUACACCAGGCGGUACAGAGCUUACGGAGUGGCGAAUCAAAGACGGCCAUAGUGGCUGGCGCAAACCUGAUACUUGAUCCCGCCGUGUACAUCUCGGAGUCAAAACUGCAUAUGCUCUCGCCGGACUCUCGAUCCCGCAUGUGGGACAAGACGGCAGACGGAUAUGCAAGAGGCGAAGGAUGUGCAGCAGUUCUCCUCAAACGACUCAGCGAAGCUAUAGCUGACGGCGACCACAUCGAGAGCGUGAUUCGGGAGACGGGGGUCAACUCGGAUGGACGUACCAAGGGAAUUACCAUGCCUAGUGCCUCAGCGCAAGCGGAGCUCAUACGAUCCACAUAUCAGAAUGCUGGCCUCGAUCCUACCGUAGAUCGUUGCCAGUUCUUCGAGUGCCAUGGAACUGGCACCGCAGCCGGAGAUCCCAUUGAGGCGCAGGCUAUCUCUGAAACAUUCUUUCCAGCAGAAAGGCGCCAUGAGGGCUCAAGCAAGAUGUAUGUCGGGUCGAUAAAGACCAUCAUCGGUCACCUAGAGGGCUGUUCUGGAUUGGCCGGCGUGCUCAAGGCGUCCCUUGCCAUUCAAAAUCGCACCAUUCCCGCCAACCUGCUCUUCAACGAACUGAACCCGGCCAUCGAGCCCUACUACACGAACCUCGAGCUCGUUCAGUCUGGAACGGUGUGGCCAGAGACUCCAGGAUGUUGCCGCCGAGCUAGCGUCAAUAGCUUCGGUUUCGGUGGUACCAACGCUCACGCCAUCCUCGAAAGUUACGAUACCGAGCCGGUCGCGGGACAAGAUGCAGAAAAAGAAUCCUUUUUCCACGGACCUCUACUGUUCUCCGCAUGCUCGUCAUCUUCGUUAGUGGCCAUGGUCCGGGAGCACGCCCGGUACAUACGGUCAAAUCCAAGCUUACGCCUCGACGAUAUGGCCUGGCUCCUUCAGAAGAAGCGCAGCCUGUUCGACUUUAAGCACAGCUUCUCAGCCCCGUCACGCGACCUUCUUCUCCAGCAUAUGGAUGAUUUUAUAGAGACUGCCGAUCCUAGUAGCGCUGGUUCUCGUCCACAACUCCUCUACCAGGAUGAUGCGCCGGCUGUCCUUGGGAUCUUCACAGGUCAAGGUGCUCAGUGGGCCACCAUGGGUGCGUCUUUGAUUCAGAGAUGCCGGCUGUUUGCUGAGUCCAUCGAACGCAGCGAGGCCGCGUUGGCUACUUUACCCGAUCCACCCUCGUGGUCUCUUAAACAAGAGCUGCUGGCGCCCAAAGAAAUCUCACGUUUAAACGAGGCUGUGCUGAGCCAGCCACUGUGCACCGCAUUGCAAAUUGCCAUGGUCGACCUCGCUACAGCUGCGGGCGUUCGUUUCAACGCCACAGUUGGCCAUUCAUCUGGUGAGAUCGCAGCCACAUAUGCUGCUGGUAUCCUUUCCGCCGCAGACGCCAUGGCCAUUGCAUACUACAGAGGAUAUUACGCAUACCUAUCCUGUGGACCCGAUGGAAAGAAAGGAGGCAUGCUCGCGGCGGCCAUAUCAUACGAAGCGGCGGCUGAGUUCUGCGCAAAACCACAAUGGGCGGGACGCAUCAGCCCAGCGGCAAGCAAUUCACCUUCUAGUGUUACCAUCUCCGGCGAUCUCGAUGCCGUGCAAGAAGCCAAGGCGCAUUUCGACGCCGAGAAGACGUUCACCAGGCAGCUUGUGGUUGAUACUGCGUACCAUUCCCAUCACAUGCUGCCUUGCGCCGAAGCGUACCUGGCAUCUUUGGAGGCGUGUAAAAUCACCGUCAACCAGCCGCAUCCUAGUUGUACUUGGUGCUCCAGCGUGCUAGGAGACGCAUUGAUUGAAGACAGCGACCUCGACAUGCUGAAAGGGCAGUACUGGGUCGACAACAUGGUGAAGCCAGUGCUGUUCGCAGAAGCUGUCGAAAAUUCCAUCUGGAACGGUGGCCCGUUUGAGGUAGCAAUAGAGAUGGGACCUCAUCCGGCGCUCAAAGGUCCUGCAACCCAAGUUCUGAAGUCGGUGCUCGACUCCUCUCCCCCCUACAUUGGCUUGCUGCGUCGUGGCGAAGACGCAAUCGAGACUUUCUCCGACGGUCUCGGUCUCGUAUGGGCCACCCUCGGUCCCUCCUUUGUUGACUUCGAGGGCUACCAUCGAGCAUUCGCCUUGGAAACGGCGACGCCACAGAUGCUGAAGAAUCUCCCGUCGUAUCCCUGGGACCACGACAAGACAUAUUGGAAAGAGGGGCGCAUCUCUCGGAACUACCGGCUCCGCAAGAACGCUCCACACGAGCUCCUUGGGCGCAGGCUUCCAGACGAUACUGAUGAUGAGAUGAGGUGGCGUAACAUCCUACGACUGAGCGAGCUGGCCUGGAUGCGUGGCCACGGCUUCAAGGGUCAGGUUUUGUUCCCGGCUGCUGCACAUGUCACCAUGGCUAUCGAGGCGUCCAAGUAUCUCAAGUCGGACCGCUCUGCCAAACUCAUUGAGCUUAGGGACGUAAGCAUCCACCACUCCAUUGUCCUGGAAGAGAAUUCUCCAGGAAUUGAGACAAUGUUUAUAUUGAAAGUCUUGAACAAGGGUAAUGAAGAAAAGGACGUGAUGGAGGCCGGGUUCAGCAGCUACACGUUUGUAGACGAGGCAUCCGGGACCUCGAGAAAGACGGUAAGCGGCCGCAUUGUUGUCCAUAUGGGAGACGCGCAUGAUGUUGGCCUUCCACGCGUCGUGCCUACUAGUUCUCAAAUGUCAGCGGUAGAUCCCAAGAGCUUCUACUCGUCCAUGGAGCGCCUGGGUCUCGACUAUCAAGACCUGUUCCGGGGGCUCACUCGCGCUGAGCGUAGUCAAGACCACGCACGAACAACAGCUACUUGGCAGGGCCAGGAAGACUACGACGACGACGACGAGCAGUAUCUGGUGCACCCAGCCCUUCUAGACCUGGCCUUCCAGGCCAAUCUCAUACCGCUAGCGUCCGCCACCACGGAUUUCGUUGAAACGUUGUUUCUGCCGACGACUCUGCACCGCCUCAUUGUCGAUCCGAAUCGCUUAGGAGGACUGUCACGCCCAGGAGCAACAACGGAUAUCGACGCUUUCGUCACCCACUUGGCCUCGUCCGCUAUGGUCGGCGAUAUCCACGUCCUUGAUUCCUCGGGCACCGCCACUAGCAUCCAAAUCGAGGGCCUCUCCUGGAAGCUCCUUUCCGACAACAUGCCUGCCAAAGACGGCCGAAUCUUCUCACGGACGGUGUGGGAGGUAGACAUUACUACUGGCGCGAUAGAUGUGGGAGAGACAAACGAGAAGGACGUUGAGAGGACGCGCGAAUUGAUUCACAUCAUGGAAAGAACUGCACUGUUCUACUUCCGGGACCUCGUCCGUAGCGUUUCAGCCGAGGAGAUCAAGACACUUGCUUGGCACCAUCAACGGCUAUUCGAGGCAAUUGCAGUCAAGCUGGAAGAUAUCCACUGCGGGCGAAACCCCAUCGCGGAGCAGGUCUGGGUUGAGGACACGCGGGAAACAAUCCACGACUUGCACACAAAGUUUCCCGGCCAAAUUGAGCUAGAACUGAUGCGUGCCAUCAGCGAGCAUCUCGUGUCGGUCGUGCGCGGAAAGACGCAGAUCCUCGAAGUCAUGCUGCAAGCCAAUAUGCUCAACCGCUUCUACAUGGAGGGCGAUUUUGCACGCCGGCUGAAUGCCUCGAUUGCAAGUGUCACCCGGCAGUUGGCGCACAAGUACCCACGCGCAAAGUUUCUCGAAAUCGGCGCGGGUACGGGCGGAAGCACACGCAGCAUCUUUGACAGCAUCGGCUCGCGCUACUCGUCGUACACGUACACGGACAUCUCCUCGGGCUUCUUCCAGCGCGCGGCGGACAAGUUUGCCGACCAUGUCCACAAGAUGAAGUUUUGCGUGCUCGAUAUCGAGAAGGACGUUGCGAGUCAGGGCUACGAGGAAGGAGCGUAUGAUGUCAUUGUCGCUGCCAACGUGCUGCACGCGACUCGCAAUUUGGCCGAGACGAUGCAGCACACGCGGUCGCUUCUCAAGCCUGGCGGUUAUCUUAUUCUCAUGGAGGCCACUGGUACCGCCAUGGCAGCAACGUACAUCAUGGGCGCCCUGCCUGGCUGGUGGCUCGGUGUCGACGACGGCCGACGCUUCCAGCCUGGCGUCUCCGUCAGCGAGUGGGACAAGUUGCUGCAGAGCACGCGCUUCUCUGGCGUCAACGCCGUCAGCUACGACUUCCCGGAACUGCCCAAGCACACAUUUUCCGUCAUGGUCACCCAGGCCAUCGACGAGCCGCUAGCCGUCCUCCGAGACCCACUGGCCGCGUCGCUCACAUUCCCCCAGGAGCGCCUUCUCAUCGUUGGUGGUACGCGCCCGGCUGCGGCCAAGCUGAGGCAGGGCCUGCAGGCGCUGCUUAGGCAGUGGAAGGAGACGGUCGUGGUGGACAGCAUUGACUCGCUCGAGAGUGGCGGCGGCAUCGAGGCAUUCUCAUCGGUGCUCUGUCUGACGGAGCUCGAUGCGCCGCUCUUCGCCGACACCAUGACGACCAGCAGGCUACGCAAGCUGCAGCAGCUGUUUGCACAGGCACGGAGGGUGCUAUGGCUCACGAGCGGGGCCGCUGAUGCGAGUCCGUUGUCCAACAUGGUCGUCGGUCUGGGUCGCUCCCUGCCGGUCGAGCUGCCGCAUCUCGCGCUGCAGUUCCUCGACCUCGAGGCACGCGGCGUUGCUGAUACGUCGCCCGCGGUCGUUGCGGCUGUGUUCCUGCGGCUGGUCUUUGCGGGCCGGUCGGACGCCGUCCAGGUGCGGUGGACCAUGGAGCCCGAGUUGAGACUAGUGGGCGACCAGCUGUGGGUGCCAAGGAUCGUGCCGGACGAGGCCAUGAACGAUCGCAUCAGCGCCAGGCACCGGCCCGUCCAACGGCGGGUCGCCAAGAACGCCACGCGGGUCGAGCUGUGCGCCAAGGACGGCGGGAACGGGCAGCUUGGCUUGCGCGAAGCGGCGCCGUUGGUCGCCGUCGAGGGCGCACGCGUCGUGGACGUCAAGUACUCGACUGCGCUGGGAACGCGUUGCUUCCUCUGUCUGGGCAACACACAGGAUACGUUGGAACUCGCGUUUGCUGUGUCGGACGUGGACGCCACCUCGAUAGUGGCCAAGAGCGUCUUCGUGAUGCCGCCUGGAGGGCAGGCAGAGGCGGAGGCGGCGCUGCUGGUGGACAUGGCCACCCAGCUGUUUGCCCAGGCUAUUGUCCAACGCAUACCCAGCGACCGUCGAGCCCUGGUCUACGAACCCAGCACAGAUGGGCUUGCCGCUGCAAUCAGCCUUCAAGCCCAGGCCACAGGCAAGACCAUUUUGCUUGCUACUUCCAAGACGACCAACGUUCCUAGUGGCUGGCUUUCAGUUCACUGGCAUGCCACAGAGCGAGCACUGCGUGCAGUCGUGCCACAGGACAUUGGUUGCUUCAUUGGCCUCAGCCUAGCAUCACCACCUGCACUUAUCGCCAGCCUCCCACACGCCGCAAGCGUCCACCAGCUGGGUGAGCCUGAUAUUUCCACCUCCUGUCUUGAUGCUGCCGUGCUCAGGGCUGCAUACGCCGCCGUGUUUCAUACUUCGACAGCGAUUACAGUGCCUGUGCAGAACCUGGCAGGCGCAACGUUCCGCAGCCGGGGCUACCCCAGCAUUGUCGACUGGACACAACAAGAGAUGACAGUGGCUGUUAGGCCGCUCGAUAUCAAGAGCUUGCUUCGUCCAGACAGGACGUAUCUACUGGUGGGCAUGGCCGGGGACAUGGGCCGCUCCCUCUGCAGAUGGAUGGUCGAGAAUGGUGCGCGCCAUGUCGUGCUCAGCAGCCGCAAUGCCAGCAUUGACGCCGCUUGGCUGAGGGAGAUGAGCCAACUCGGGGCCACUGUCCGCGUGUACCGUAUGGAUGUGUCGGACAGGCGUUCCGUAGACAGUGUUUGUGCAAGCAUCGCGGCCGAGCUUCCGCCUAUUGCAGGCGUCUGCAACGCGGCCAUGGUGCUAAAGGACAAGCUCUUUUCCGAUACCACGGCCGAGGCGCUGAACGAGGUGCUGGCACCCAAGGUCGAUGGCUCGGCCAUCCUGGACGAAGUGUUUGGCAGCAACGGUCCGGAACUCGACUUCUUUGUCCUCUUCUCCUCGCUGGCCAGCGUGUUCGGCAAUGCCGGGCAGUCAAAUUAUCACGCCGCGAACCUGUUCAUGGCCGGGUUGUGCGCCCGCCGGCGUUCGUCCGGUUUGCCCGCGUCCGUCAUGCACAUUGGCUUCAUCACCGAUGUCGGCUACGUCGCGCGCAGCGACCGCCGCUUCAAAGAGCACCUGGGCAAGCUCUCGCUUCAGCUCAUGUCCGAACGAGACCUACAUCACCUCUUCGCAGAGGCCGUGGCCAACAGCCACCCGGACCGGUGUCAUGACCGCUCAUGGGACAUCAUUGCUGGCAUCGACCCCUUCAUCGACGACGACCAAGCCGCUGUCCGUCCCCCAUUCUAUUCCAACCCUCGUUUCGCACAUUACGUGAUGGACUCGCGUGACGUAUCGGCAGCGGCAGCGUCCUCGGGCUUGGGAUCCGCAGAGCACCAGCAGGAUCACCUCAAGCGCCAGCUGAGCGCGGGCAUAACGGAGAAGGAGGCCGCCGCCGCCAUUGAGGGCGCGUUUGCUCAGCGUCUCGAGACCAUGCUUCAAAUGGCGCCCAACUCCAUCAAGCCGGACCGGUCACUCAUCUCCCUCGGCCUCGACUCCCUCAUCGCUGUUGAGAUCCGCGCUUGGUUCCAGCAGGCUUUGAAUCUGGAUGUGCCUGUGCUGCGAAUACUCAAAGGUGAUAGCGUGGCCUCGAUCUGUGCCGAUGUUGCGCGUAAGUUUCUAAUGGUUGGGGCCGAGUAGCGUGCCCGUCGAGUGUGAGCGAGUUGCGGUUGGCAUGCACUGAUGGGAUAAAUCAAGUCAGGUUAAUUAAACCCGGGCAGUUGAUUUGAAUGAUGGUUAUAGAGGCACCAAAGUCGCCGAGAAGCUGCGUCGGUUGCCACCAAUCGCGCUGGGUCCUGUGCUUAAGCAAGCUUAUAGUAUUUACGAUAUCGCGAGUCGAGUACGAUUGCUUCGUAGUAAGUGGGGGAGACACUGGGUUUGCUAUAAUACUGCUUUAGUUUUGCGAUUGCGGCACGCAGGUUGACAGCUAUAUAGUCCUCUAGAGCGUCACUCAGUUCGAAGUUAACCUCUGUAUAUGGCAACAGGCUCUCUUCGAAGGCGGCGAUAAGCCGCUCAAACGUAGUUGUAACCUUGUAUAUGGCACCAAAUCACCCG